Molecule: messenger RNA, 906 nt
Organism: Chenopodium quinoa (quinoa)
Lineage: Eukaryota; Viridiplantae; Streptophyta; Magnoliopsida; Caryophyllales; Amaranthaceae
Exons: 2
Coding region: 1-906 (301 amino acids)
Source: RefSeq, a predicted model, not a curated record
AUGAAACGAAAAGAACGUAGCUGGAUGUACGAAAGGAAGGUUGGGAAUUCUAUUAAUCCUGAGUUCUUGAAGGGGGUAGGUGAAUUCCUUAAAUAUGUGGAAGAUCAUCUCGAGAGUAGCAACUCGAAUGAAGUUAGGUGUCCAUGUUUUAAAUGCAAAAACAAACGUCUUUGGGAUGCGGAUACGGUUAAACUUCAUUUGUAUCGCAGUGGUUUUUUACCUAAUUACUAUGAGUGGAUGUGUCAUGGGAAAAGGUUUCCAGGAACUCGUGGAAGGAAGUCAAAUGAAUAUCGUGAAAUGGUUUUGGAUGCAUUUGGUCAGUCUCAAGAUCAAGGGCAUUCCGAAGAGGCGGUUGUUUCAUUAGAGGAGGAGCCUAAUGCACAAGCUAAGCCAUUUUUUGAUUUGUUUAGGUCUUCUGAACAACCGUUAUACGAAGGGAGUUCAUUGUCUAUGUUAGAGAUGGCUUCUAGAAUCACUAGCCUAAAGUGCGAGUAUAAUUUGUCGCACAAAUGUGUUGAUGGAUUUGCUUCUUUGGUUAAUGAAGCGAUUCCUAACAGCAACCACAUGGCCGAGACAUUCUAUGAGGUCAAGAAAAUUGUUAAGGGGGUGUGUGGCAGCGACCGAUACAAGAAGACUUCUAAAGGUAGCUUAGUGCCUCUGAAUGUUCUAUUUUAUUUCCCUAUCACACCUAGGUUGCAAAGGCUUUUUGCAACUAAAAACAUUUUCGAGGAAAUGACAUGGCAUGCUAAAAAUCCUCGAGUUCAAGGCACAAUGGCACACCCUAGCGACAGUGAAGCGUGGAAACACCUUGAUAGUUGCUUUCUUGAGUUUUCCUCUGAACCUCGCAAUGUUCGACUUGGCCUAUGUACUGAUGGAUUUGCUCCACAUGGUCAAUUUGGGGGAUAA